Messenger RNA from Penicillium longicatenatum, 438 nucleotides. RefSeq lists its product as uncharacterized. The coding region runs from base 1 to 438 and encodes 145 amino acids. The transcript is spliced from 2 exons. The record is from RefSeq and is a predicted model, not a curated record. NCBI's taxonomy places the organism in Eukaryota, Fungi, Ascomycota, Eurotiomycetes, Eurotiales, Aspergillaceae.
AUGAGUAAUCCUGGACGUGACCCGAGUCUGCUUUUCACAAUCGAGGACCCGAGGGUUCGUAGGGAAGCGCGUGCAGGAGAUCUCGACGCGUUUUUCGAGGAUCGCAGCGAGACGAAGAUGUUGAUGCCUGUCACAGUGGAACUGCAAAAGUCCGCUCACUGGUGGAUCCUACACGCGGAGGAUAUGAUUGGUGGUGGGGAUCGUCGUGAGGGGGGAGGUGUAGGGAAAAUGGGUAGCAAUCCUAUCAGGAAUAAGCACGGUCAGUCAAAGUUCAUUCGUAGCGGUGGAUUGGUGGCUCUGUCUCGCCGAUUUGACCCUCCAAUCUUGCCUGGCUUUGCCCUCGGGCCUCCGGUAUUUCGCGAACACCAAAGACCGAGGAAUGAUAGCGCAGGUGAUCCAGCCGAAGAGACUGGCGGCGACGCAGCUGGAUCACGAUGA